Zootermopsis nevadensis is the source of this 1052-nucleotide messenger RNA. RefSeq lists its product as uncharacterized. NCBI's taxonomy places the organism in Eukaryota, Metazoa, Arthropoda, Insecta, Blattodea, Termopsidae. The record is from RefSeq and is a predicted model, not a curated record.
GGUAACAGACAGAGUUUUCCUGUCUGCUUUGUAUUCUUCACUAAGAGGGCAAGGUGAACACGGCUUCAUUCGCAUUUGUGCAACAAAACGUGGACGUAUGACAAUUAUUAAAGAUUUGGUGCUGACACGUCCACUCAAGCGAAAAGUUCUGUUAACUUAGUGCACAUUGAACGAAGUUGAGUAAUUUUAUGAAAAGCUUGUGAUGUGCAAGAAGGAGAUGUGUCGUUUAGAAAUUACGGUAGCUGCGAGGUUUGUUGGUGUGUUUGGAUUGGUUAUUUCAGUGAUUGUAAUGUCACAACUUAUAUCAGAGCUCGCUCAUCAUGAUGGACGUGGCAAAAUCAUCGCACUGCUGGGAAUUAAUAUUGAAGAAUUUGACACUAAUGAAGAUAAUGCUACUGUUAUGAAACGCAAUGACAGUAAAAUUAUAAUGCUCAAUAACUCAGUAAUUGAGAACAACAGUACCAUUACUAAGGGAAUGGCUGAAUCCAAUUAUUUUCUAGUUAUAUGCUUCUUAUUUGCACUUGCACAAGUGCUGGCCAAUGCUCUGCUCAUCUGGGGCACCAUAGUGGAGAAGAGGUGUUACACUGUACCAUGGUUCUUAUGUGAGACAGGAAGCUUAUCGGUGCAAGUCCUGGGCUACGUGUAUUAUGUCAUACAUAAGCAGAAUGAGCUGGACGCAGGAGUUUUUACUGCAGCCAUUGUGAAUAUGGUGGUCACAAUCUACUUCUGGUAUAUUGUGUUCCGAGCUCAGGAGAGAUGGAACAGAGAAGGCUUAUGUGAAGAUAUUCCACAUGCUGUGGUGAUGACCAAAUCAACUGAAGUAUCCAAAUGCAUAGACAAGUUAUCUGAUUCUCCACAGCUACCAAUAGUAAUUGUAACCAGUGAACCAGCACUCAUCAUCUAAUUUUACGUAUAAAAAUUCAACAAGAUUAUUCAUUUCGGAUUCCGGAACACUUGAAAGCAGUAUUGAAUGUUGCAGUGAAAUGUUUAAUAUUUUGCUUCAUUCCAUUAAUCCUGUAAAAAGUACUGAAUGGACACUAUAUAAUAUCCUA